CGGAAAUUAGGGUAUAAAAGUCUGCUGGCGCAGAAUAUAGUUCACAUAGUUUUAGCAGCUUCUAAUUGCUAAAUAUACAAAGAGUCAAAAUGAUUACCAGCAUUGCGUUUCUAUUUUUAUCAUUCGUGGCGAUAACAAGUGCGCAAAGAUGUGGAAUACAGACUUGCACCGAAGAGCAAUGUUGUUUAGGAACACCAAUGUUUGGAAUGUGUAUCGAAAAGAAACAAGAAGGAGAGAAAUGUAGAUCUAACCCACUCUUCUCCAUGUGCGAUUCCUGUGCUCCUGGCCUAAAAUGCAUUGAAAAGAAAUGUACCUCUGAAACUGCCGCAACUACUACUGGGACGACGGAAACUCCGGAAACUACCACGAUUGAAACAACACAGAAUACGGAUACCGCUUAACAGAUGUCAAUAUCCGAUUAUUGAAGAAAAGAUAAGACUGCAUGAUUAUGUUAUAAGAAACACUCCAAACGAAAUAAAUAAAUGAGCAUUUAUUUUCUUA
Stegodyphus dumicola is the source of this 501-nucleotide messenger RNA. RefSeq lists its product as uncharacterized. The record is from RefSeq and is a predicted model, not a curated record. NCBI's taxonomy places the organism in Eukaryota, Metazoa, Arthropoda, Arachnida, Araneae, Eresidae.